GCCGCGGCGGCUACAGCGUCCGUGACCGCCCGACUUGACCCGACCGCCCGGCGGGGCGCGGGGCUGGGCGAUGAGCUGAGCGGAGAGGGACACCCGGAGCCGCCGCCACCGCCAUGGCGCACUCGCCGGUGCAGCCGGGCCUGCCGGGGAUGCAGAGUUUAAAAGCAGAUCCAGAAGAGCUGUUUACAAAGCUGGAGAGAAUUGGCAAGGGCUCUUUUGGUGAGGUUUUUAAAGGAAUUGACAAUCGGACUCAGAAAGUGGUUGCUAUAAAAAUAAUUGAUCUGGAAGAAGCAGAAGAUGAAAUAGAAGAUAUCCAGCAAGAAAUUACAGUACUGAGUCAGUGUGACAGUCCAUAUGUAACAAAAUAUUAUGGAUCCUAUUUAAAGGAUACAAAGUUAUGGAUAAUAAUGGAAUACCUUGGUGGAGGCUCUGCUCUUGAUCUAUUGGAACCUGGUUCUCUUGAUGAAACCCAGAUUGCCACAAUAUUAAGAGAGAUACUUAAAGGACUUGAUUACUUGCAUUCAGAAAAGAAAAUCCAUAGAGAUAUUAAAGCUGCCAAUGUAUUGCUGUCUGAACAAGGAGAGGUAAAAUUAGCAGAUUUUGGAGUAGCAGGACAACUAACAGAUACACAAAUAAAGAGAAAUACCUUUGUGGGAACACCAUUCUGGAUGGCACCUGAAGUAAUAAAACAGUCUGCAUAUGAUUCAAAGGCGGAUAUCUGGUCAUUAGGUAUAACAGCCAUAGAACUUGCAAAAGGAGAACCACCUCAUUCAGAGUUGCAUCCAAUGAAGGUUUUAUUCCUCAUUCCAAAGAACAAUCCACCAACGUUGGAAGGAAACUUCAGCAAAUCCCUCAAAGAAUUUGUUGAGGCCUGCCUGAAUAAGGAGCCAAGCUUUCGACCUACAGCCAAGGAGCUCUUGAAACACAAAUUUAUAUUACGAAAUGCAAAGAAAACAUCUUACCUGACUGAGCUCAUUGAUAGACACAAGAGGUGGAAGUCUGAACAGAGUCAUGAUGACUCCAGCUCUGAAGACUCAGAUGCUGAAACAGAUGGCCAGGCCUCAGGCAGCAGUGAUUCAGGGGACUGGAUUUUUACAAUUAGAGAAAAGGAUCCUAAGAGUCUGGAGAAUGGAGCAGCCCAGCCACAAGAGCUAGAAAAAAAUAAGGAAAAAAAUAUUCCAAAGCGGCCUUUGUCUCAGUGCUUAUCUACAAUUAUAUCUCCUUUAUUUAUAGAGUUGAAAGAGAAAAGUCAGGCAUGUGGUGGCAACAUGGGAUCCAUAGAAGAACUGAGAGAAGCUAUUUAUUUAGCUGAGGAAGCUUGUCCAGGGAUCUCAGAUACGAUGGUAUCACAACUUGUACGUCGGCUUGAGAGGUACUCACUAACUGGAGGAAGCAGUUCAUCCCACUGAAAUUUUGGGUUUUUUGAGUUUUUCUAAGACAGCAGUGACCCUGUUAUGUCUGCAUUGAAGAAGUGCUCUCUAAUUCCGACCUACCCAAGUUAGUGGAGUGUUCUUCAGUGAAUGGACCUUCUUGAAUGUGCAACAACAAAAAGUGUCUCAGAUAGUGUUGCUUUUCAGCUCCUUAAAGCUAUAGUUUUUUAAUUAUAUAAUGCACAUACUCCAGGGAAGUGUCUUUUUUUUUUUUGGAAAAUCUGAAAUGUAUAUUAAGGUUUGUGUUAAGGAAACUGAGGAUAUUGAGAAAUCUCAGGUAUCUUGCUUUAAGUGAACUCCUCUGGGAGAUAGAAAAAUGCUCUGUUGGAUUUGUGUACAGAUUUGUAUAUAGUGUUGCUUUUUUACUGAAACCCUUUCAAUGUGCAUAAGGAAUCACUGUGUACAAAAUGGCCAAAUGCUUCUGUAGAUAAUGCUAGUGGGGUAAAUAUUUGACAGGCCAUAACUGAUUAUCGCCUUGCCUUUAUUACAUGUACAUUUUGAAUUAUGUGAUAAGUGAUUUUGGUUGAUUUUGUAUUUUGAAGGAUUUGCCAUUGAAAGAUAGUUAAUGCCGUAUUAUGAAAUCUUCUAUCUGUACCUCAGCAGAUGCAAAAUUUCUUCCUGUCUGUCCUAACAAGUCUAAAGGUGACGUCCUGACUAUGGCACUACUUUAGAUUGUUGUAAAUUUAGCACCUCUUUUUUCAUGAAGCUUUAAAUUAUUGUUUUUAUUUUUCCUACAGGAUGAAUGCUUUUAUAUUUUCAGUUUUAAAUUGUGCCAAUGCAAAUUGAACCAUAUGUAUUGUUCAACUUUAGUAUAUACUUGUGGAGCUUGUAGUGGACUCUAAAUACCGUAUUUUCCAUCGCAGUGUGUUUGAAUGCUCACACAAAUAAAUUUUAUAACCUGCA
Gavialis gangeticus (Gharial) is the source of this 2333-nucleotide messenger RNA. It is a transcript of the gene STK24, whose product is annotated as serine/threonine kinase 24. The coding region runs from base 114 to 1409 and encodes 431 amino acids. The record is from RefSeq and is a predicted model, not a curated record. NCBI's taxonomy places the organism in Eukaryota, Metazoa, Chordata, Crocodylia, Gavialidae. The transcript has 11 exons. Gene Ontology annotation, biological process: protein phosphorylation. Gene Ontology annotation, molecular function: protein kinase activity; ATP binding.